CUCCAAACUCCUCCAACUCCAACUCCAAAAUUUUGCUGCAAAACUUUGGAGUUUUCGAUUUUCAGCAAAACUGCAGAAGUUGUGCAGUUUUAAUUAUCUUAUUCUGUUCUUCGUUUCAUUUCGUUGCAGGUUGAUCAAAAUACUGCAUUUUGUUGGGUGUAUCCGUGUAUGACACUGCGAUACCCUACAGUUUCCUUCUGGAAAGUGGAUACUUGAGUUGCAGAACGUUGCCAGUGUGGUAGCUCGCUAAGGCUUUAGGUUAGAAACUGCCAAACGGGAAAACACUUUGCUUACCGCUUUCCAUUAGCAAUCGCUUUAAAGCUUUAUAGCGAAAACUUCAUUCUGCUGCUGUUUUUAUCGAUUGGCUCUUGAGCAUCAAUGACGGACGAAGAUAAAAGCCUCAUAGGGAAAGCAUACGAUUUUUGGAAACGGCAUAAACGGAAGGCUAUCGUUCUUGGUGGUAUUUCUGGAGCGGUGUAUUUGUACAAUAAUUCGGAGGAAGUGCGCGAUGUUGUGGAUCAAACAUGGAAUUGGAUCGCGCAGAAACUACCCAUUCCUGCACAGAUAUUCCCGCAUCCGGACGAGGCCCGGUCCAAAGUGGGCAGGAAUCGCCUGCGACCAGGAGGAGUGAUUUUGCACGAGGAACACAGUAGUGCUGGAGAAUGCCAUAGUGCGACGAGCAUUGCCGACAGUCAGAGCAUUGUGGCUACGUGUAUUCAACUGCUCCAGAUGGCCGGCAAGAAUCUCGAUGGGACGCUAUCUACGGAAGCGUUACGAUUGGAAAUCUCUAAAAAUCCUGCCAAUAAAAUGGAAUUAUGGGAGGAAAUGAAGAUAGUCUCAUGGAGCCGGUGCUUUGCGUCUCUGUACACUGUGUGCCAUUUGGUGAUGUAUCUGCAGAUCCAGACAGGUGUGGCUGGUCGGUUUCUCUGCAUCCAGAAUGCUGAAUCGUCCAGGGAUCUCAAUCGAAAAUUGCAGAUUAUUUCCCAUCAUGUCCAGUGUGCUGAAUUUCCGGUCAACGAAGGAUUUGGACGAAUGAUGAAAGUCACGCGCGAUGUUGUAUCCAAAGUGGUUGCGUUUCGAGGUCUGCAAGAUUUCCUGUCCCUCAACGAUAUUCGCCAGAUAAUCUCCGAUGUUCGUAAAAUUAUGGAGGAUGGAGUGGGCGACGAAGGAUACCGGCGCUAUCACAAUUACCAUUUGGAAUUCCUUGUUCCCGAAGCACAGCUCGAUUCUAGUAUCGAUCGAGAGCCGCUUGAACAUUCCUGCGAAUCUGCUGCGUUAUUAUCCUUGACAAAUGAUGUUAAUGCAGCUCUCCAGAGUGUCGAUUGUUCCAUGAUCCUCAACUGCUGUCUGGAAUAUUCCUUUACCAGAUUUAUCGCAGAAAUUAAGUCUUUCGUGGAUGACCGUGCAAGAAAAACAAAUGCUAAAGAGUCGGCAAGGAUCCCGCAUGCCGCACUGUUGCCGGCGGUAUCGAGAAUCUCGAAUUUAUACAUCAAACCACCGGAGGCGGAACCACUCAUCAAGGAAUUGGUGGAUAUCCAGUAUUUUCGCCCGUUCGUCGAGCGGAUAGUGUCACAGUCGUUGCAGCUGAAUUCCGUCGUUACAAAUUGAUCUGGUUCCUUUCUGACUGUUGAUAACAUAAGGACCUAAUGUGGUGACUGAUAUUCGAUUCGUAUUUGUUAACUGUUCCUCUGUAAGAAUUUGCAGUUGUAGAAAAUUUGCUUUAUCUUUGUCCCAGUCAUGACGAGAAUAGUCAAAAUGUUGCUAUAAAAGCGCGAACAUUUAUUGGUUUGUUUACUUUUAACCAAAACGGAACUGUGUUAAUGUUUGUCUUGCACACUCGAGAAAUUAUUAAUACACCGCUUUCCUGCCAGCAACCGGUGCUGCAACGGAAGGCACAUUUUGGUAUAAAACUGGUACAAAAUGCUGGGCGAAAAUACAAUAA
Molecule: messenger RNA, 1942 nt
Organism: Paramacrobiotus metropolitanus
Lineage: Eukaryota; Metazoa; Tardigrada; Eutardigrada; Parachela; Macrobiotidae
Product: peroxisomal biogenesis factor 3-like
Exons: 9
Coding region: 379-1608 (409 amino acids)
Biological process (GO): protein import into peroxisome membrane
Cellular component (GO): peroxisomal membrane
Molecular function (GO): protein-macromolecule adaptor activity
Source: RefSeq, a predicted model, not a curated record